This is a messenger RNA of Chiloscyllium plagiosum (whitespotted bambooshark), 4139 nucleotides long. It is a transcript of the gene rcn2, whose product is annotated as reticulocalbin 2. Gene Ontology annotation, cellular component: endoplasmic reticulum. Lineage: Eukaryota; Metazoa; Chordata; Chondrichthyes; Orectolobiformes; Hemiscylliidae. Gene Ontology annotation, molecular function: calcium ion binding. The record is from RefSeq and is a predicted model, not a curated record.
UCCAGAAGGUAACGGCGGCGGAAGUGAGGCCGGAAGCUCAUGGUCGGGAACCUGACAACCGUCGGUUGGCAGCGAGGAGGCUGAGGGAGGAUCUAGUUUUCAGGAUCUGGUUCCUGUUACAGAACUGGUUGAUAACUAUUGUAACUGAUGGUUGAUAUUCAAGCUCUGCAGCCACUUUUGACAUUGAAACGUGCCCAACAAAAAAUGCUGUUCCAAGUGUUGGUGAGCUGUACUUUUAUUGUGAUGUGUUCCACACACGUUCAUCAUAAACAUGAGCCGAUUUCAUCUGAGGACCACUAUAUGGAUGGUGGACACAACUCUGAGUACGAUCGCGAAGUCUUAUUUGGAGGAGAGAAAGAAGUUGGGGAGCUUGCUAAACUGAGCCCUGAGGAACAACAAUCUCGGCUCAAAUCCCUCAUCAAGAAGAUGGAUGUGGAUGCAGAUGGCUUUGUAAGCAAAGGUGAGCUCAGUGGAUGGAUCCAACAGUCCUUUAAACAUUAUGCUACAGAGGAGAGCAAAGAACAGUUUCCAGAACAUGACCUGGAUGGUAAUGGAGUUGUUACAUGGGAAGAGUACAACAUUCAUAGUUAUGACCGAAUGCUGGAUUAUGAUGAAAAUACUCCGCUGGCUGAUGAAGAGGAGGAAUCUCUCAGACAGAUUUUUUUGAAAGAUAAAAAACGAUUUGAGAAUGCAAACAUUGAUGGGUUACCAGGACUGACUCUUACAGAAUUUGUAGCAUUUGAACACCCAGAAGAAGCUGACUAUAUGAAGGAGUAUGUCAUACAGGAUGCUUUAGAUGAACAUGAUCGUGACAAAGAUGGGUUCAUCAGCUUAGAGGAAUUCCUUGGUGACUACAGAAAAGACCCAGGUGCUGAGGAAGAUCCAGAAUGGGUAACUGUGGAACGUGAUCGAUUUGAAAAUGAUUACGACAAAGACAAGGAUGGAAAACUUAAUCAAGAGGAACUCCUAUUGUGGAUUAUUCCCAAUAAUCAGGAUAUUGCACAUGAUGAGGCUGAUCAUCUCGUCAAAGAAAUUGAUACAAAUGGAGAUGAGAAACUUACAGAAGCGGAAAUACUUGUGAGUCAGGAUCUCUUCCUCAACAGUGAAGCAACAGACUAUGGAAGCCAACUGCAUGAUGAAAAGUUUUACCAUGAUGAACUUUAAUGGCAGAUGUUCUGAUUGGAUUUUGUUUCAAUCAACAACUAAACUUCUUAGACUACUUUCAAGUAUAUUCACUGGCCAACAAAUGCUGACCAAUAACUGGUAUUAGUAGAAUGGAAUAGAACAGUCCGAUAGACUUUUAACCAAAGUAGUAUUGUUAUGAAAACAUCCAAUCAUAAUUUUCUACCUACUUUACAGAUAAGUUGGUCCACUGUAAUCUGUCUUGUGCUCUCACAGACUGACAAUUCCUGAGGUAAUUAUAGUCACCACUACAUUAUAGAAUUUUGAGGCCAGUUUAAAAAUGUGCACAAUGUAUUUCUACCACUUUUUGAAAUCCGCCUAACCAUAGAAAAUGUAUGACACAGAAAGGUGCCAUUUGGCACAUGCUGGCUAAAGACCUAUUUAGCUUUAUCCUUUUUUUCAGUUCAUGGUGCUAGCCUUGCAGAAUAUAGCAAAAAAAGGCAUCCACCAGGAGUUUCAAAAGUGAUAAGGGUUUCUGCUUCCCUAUCCUUUUAGACAAUGAAUUCCCAGAUCCCAUUACCUGAUGGAUGGAAAAAAUGUAUCUUUAUUCUUUUAGUAUUUUCUUAAUCCAUUCUCCCCACUCUUCUCAAUUUUGCAAACCAAAUUUUUUUUGUAAAACGUGGUCAGUCAGUUUUCAGUUGAAUAAGACAAUGGAUUGAACCUUAGUAAACUCCGUAAUGGACCUCUUUUCUUCUGAUUAGCUAUCAGUUUUAAAUCACAGAAGAAAUCAACAGUGAGGUUACUGUUGCUGUGUUCUUUGUCUAAUCCUAAUUGUGUAUGCAUGUUAAUGUAUAUUUACAAUUCUGUGACAUGAAAAUUGAAGAUACUCCCUUACAAACAAGAAACUUCUUUCCAUACAUUACAUUUAUGAUAUGGAUUUUUAAAGUUCUUGAUUUGGCACAUAAUCCACAGCUUCAUUUAGCAAAGCAAGGAAAUUAGAGGAUAUCUUGUACAAUGCAGUGGAAGGUAAUCUUCUCCCAUUCAAACUGAAGCACAAAGUGGCAAUUCAGCCUUACCCUACAUAUAACGACAAUGACCUGAUCAAGGGAAUGCUUGAAGCUGAAGCUCACUGUCGAGACAUUGGGAUGUGUCGCAGUCCUCAGCAACAUUGUAACUCACCUUGAUGAACACAUAAUUUAAAAAGAAAAGUCUUUAUUAAAAUCCAAAAAACAUAAGCUGCCUUUUAGACUUAAAGCUAUACACUAAACUUGGUCUUGAGCUAUGUAGCCUAGACCAUGCUCCCAUCAGGUGGAAUUUCUUUUAGUUGUAACUUCCGACUCAUUGUUUGGAGGAAAAACACUAUUUACAUAAAUAUUAUAUAGUUGAUAAUUUCCAUGUUUUAAUUGUUUAAAGUUAAAUCAACAAAAAAAGUUUAUAACAAAUGUUGCUGUUGAUUUUGCUCUGCUUUGUAAUUUAGCAAUUGAGGUAGUUGUACAAAGGAAUCUCCUAUGACAAUCUACUGACGUCCAUUGUUGGAACAUUUUUUUGAGUUAAAGCAUCUGGUUGGUAGCAACUUCAUUUCAUUCUGGCUUUCUGUGAAUAAGUUAUAUAAGUAAGCUAGGUAUUAACAAUUAUUGAAACCAGAACUUGAUGUAUGAUUGUAAAAUUUCAGCCUCUCUUCCACCUGACCCUCAGUCUCUGAACUAAAAUCUACUAAGUGCUGCUGCUGUAAUUGUUCCAGAACCUAAAUUACUACAUAUGGUUUCACAAGUCUGAAAACUGUAUAGACCUGUCGGCAUACGAAGUCCAUGUGAAUAAACCUGAAAAUUGUAUUAACUAUUUGGAUUCCUACAGUUAACUGAUUUCUUAGCAAUGCUUGACCCAUGUGUGGAACUAACAACUUAUUAUCCUUCCUCACGGUCAUUAGUACUCCUGAAAGUAUCAGAUAGAUAUUCUGAUCAUCGGGCCUUAAACUAGAGUUACUGUUCUUUUGCUGUACAGAACUAAUUAAAAUAUACACCACUUGCUCUGCUACAUUUAUAGAAUAAAUCGGUACCAACCUGUUAUUGAAUUUGUCACUCAAUCUCAGAAUUUAUCAUUGGGGAAUUCAUAUAUAAGAGAACCUGAUGUGUCAGCACUAAAUGCUCCACAAUGAUUUGACUUUGGGCAGGUAUAUUAAUUGAAACUAAUCAACUUGAGAGCACAAUAGAAUCUGCAAUUGCAGAAAUUAAUAUAAAUAAACAUGGUUUAUUCUAUCAUUUAAAAAAUAGGAAGUGUUGGUGGUACACGGUGGACUAGUUAAUGUUCAGGCAGAGAUUCCUAAUAGUGGCUACCUGGUGUGUACUCCUUGCAUUUUUCUGUCUUCUAGAUUUCUGGCAUUUGCAAUUUCUCGUCUGACUUUUCAAGCUACGAGGGUUUCCAUUUUGAUCAAGAUGAAUUCCAAGAAAAUAACCAGUUAAUAUUAAUUUUAAAAAGGAAAUAUUCCAAACAUACCUUUUAUAUAGUGGUCAGUUAACAUGGACUUGUAUGGAAAGCUCAGCUGACAAAACAAUACAGUUAAGACUUACUGUUAAACUAAAGUCUGAUAUUGAACCUAGGACAUUGAUGCUUUGCAAAAAUCUAGGAAAGGUCAGUGCCAAACUCUAUUUGCUGUUGAAGAAGCUAUAGAAUAAUGAGAAGGACAGGUCACUGUACAGAGAAUCUUUUUACUCAACUUUGAAAACAUCAGUGCUUUAUUACAGAUCUGUUUGUUUAGCUGUUACUUAAUGUGAUCUUUGAAGCAAUUAAUACCUCAAGUUCUUUCAUUUAAUAUCAUAAGGCUAAGGAGACUUAUCCCUUACAAUGUUGUUCAUACAGUUUCUGUUCCUGUUGAGCUUUCUAUCUUAUGAUCGGUGGUAAACUGUUCCAGUUGUAACUAAAAUGGCAAUCAGAUUUUUACUUAAGCCAUUAACACUAAACUCUUAACUUUAAGAUUAAACUUUUGAUGAACAUUGAAAUAAAAUCUUGUGAUGUUUCAA